Fomitopsis serialis is the source of this 1190-nucleotide messenger RNA. RefSeq lists its product as uncharacterized. Lineage: Eukaryota; Fungi; Basidiomycota; Agaricomycetes; Polyporales; Fomitopsidaceae. Bases 217 to 972 code for a protein of 251 amino acids. The transcript is spliced from 5 exons. The record is from RefSeq and is a predicted model, not a curated record.
AGCUUCGAUCGCCAGAAGCUCAUGGCUGCAUUGCUCUCGUAUCUCGGCCGCACCCCAGCCGCAACACGCACUAUGUCCAUUCCGGUCCUCAGCAGCACUGACGGGCUUGGCAUGCAAGACAGGGUCACUUGCGCCAUGUUUGUGUCCUUGUUUGCGGUAUGACUCGCAGUCUCAUUGCAGGCAUUCAUUGACGUGCAAUAUACCUGCUUUAAGGCAAUGGAGGUACUGCACAAUGACUUUGACCGAGGUAGCUUCCGGCCCAAUACAGAUGCUACCUUACUCCGUCACAUCGUGGUCGUCAUGCGUCCGACAACCGGAUUUUCUACGGACACGGAUCUAAUAACUCCGUCCACAACGCUCGACGCUGCUCAAGUCAUUUUUCUUCGACAUCCACAGACCAUGACGUGGUGUUGGAAGCUCUGGAAUGACCCGCGUAUCGCUCACGCGGAAACAAUCGAUCAAUUGACUGCGACCUGGUUGUACCAUGUCGGAGAGCCAUUUGAAGAAGACGGCACUAGCCGCGUUGCAUUUGGGAACACCGAUGUAUUGACUGCUCUGGAAGCGAACCCCGCGACUGCCUGUGUUGCCUUGACAAGAUUCAUAAAUCGCAGCAUAUCUGUGAUCUCUGCCGGCAGCAAACAUCUACCACCUGCUGUCCUGGGCGUCAUCUACGAAGCAGUGUCUGCUUGUGCGACAUAUCUGCUGACUGAAGGCGAAAAUGGGGGUAGCUUGAUUACAGAGCUUUGCGCUUCAUUCGGACAAUUAUUCCUUCAUCUGCGUCAAGGACCUGUCACCACCAUCACGAAAGAUGUCAUCCUCGAAGGCCUGUCAGCAGUGAGAACCGACACACUGCGGACUGCCAUGGAGAAGCUGCUGGGCUGCCAAUCAGAACUUAAGCUCAAACUCGAAGACAGUAAGUUUCUGAAGCUAAGCAGGGAAAACGACUUUCAAUUUCAUCCGUUGUCGUACUAGAUACUGCAGCGCUCACCAGGACGGUCUCCGACCAUCCUGAACACGAAGACGUUGAGGACACUGGAUAUCUGAUCUGAGGCAAACCUGCAGCUUUGGACGCUCAUCUGGCGUAGCCGGCCCAGCUCGAUGGUGCUGAACAAUUACAGCGCCUUGCUUCGUGGUCUUGUUGACUGCUUGUCGACCGGUAACACUAGUUCGGACAGCUUGAUGCCACUGCG